Molecule: messenger RNA, 2349 nt
Organism: Osmerus eperlanus (European smelt)
Lineage: Eukaryota; Metazoa; Chordata; Actinopteri; Osmeriformes; Osmeridae
Exons: 8
Coding region: 139-1332 (397 amino acids)
Biological process (GO): positive regulation of GTPase activity; endoplasmic reticulum to Golgi vesicle-mediated transport
Cellular component (GO): endoplasmic reticulum membrane
Molecular function (GO): GTPase activator activity
Source: RefSeq, a predicted model, not a curated record
AGAAAUCAGCCGGCCGCUUCCAGUGACAGGCGGAACAUAAUGUUGACCACCACGUAAACGGAUGUUUCCACCGUCAACGUAAAUGUAUGAUGCAGUAGCAAGAGAUCGGUGUCGGUAAUGUUGUCGGUGUAACGGGACAUGAGGAAGUUAAAAAAACACAAGUCGAGCACAGAUGGCCGGGUGAAUGGACACGCUUCAAGACACGGAGAGCCGGAGUCGUGGAGGAGACAGAAGCUGUGUGAGAUCCAGCAGGCUCUGGACAGCGACCCGGUGGACAUUGAGACCCUGAGGACUGCUGCCGCCUCUGAGGGAGGUCUCCUAAACGAUGAUAUCAGGAGGAAAGUGUGGCCCAAGCUGCUCAAUGUCAAUAUCUACAGCCUGCCCCCCAAACCUGGCCGGGAGGUGAGGCAGAACCAUAAGGACUACAACCAGGUUGUGAUGGACGUGCGCCGCUCGCUCAGACGCUUCCCCAAAGGCAUGCGUGCUGAGGAGCGUGCGGUUCUCCAGGAGCAGCUGGUGGACAUCAUCCUGGACGUUCUCCUCAGGAACCCGCCGCUCCACUACUACCAGGGCUUCCACGACAUCGCCGUCACCUUCCUACUGGUGGUCGGCGAGCGGAUGGCCAUACCCAUGGUGGAGACACUGUCCAAUCACCACCUCCGGGACUUCAUGGAUCCUACCAUGGACAGCACCAAACACAUCCUCAACUAUCUGAUGCCUCUCCUGGAGCAGGUGAACCCAGAGCUGCACACCUUCAUGACCCGGGCUGAAGUUGGCACCAUCUUCGCUCUGAGCUGGCUGAUCACAUGGUACGGCCACGUCCUAUCAGAGUUCAGACACGUGCUGCGUCUCUACGACUUCUUCCUGGCCUCUCACCCUCUCAUGGCCAUCUACUUUGCUGCCACGAUUGUGCUACAUCGUCAGGAGGAGGUGCUGGAGUCAGAGUGUGACAUGGCGAUGGUGCACCAUCUCCUGUCCCAGAUCCCUCAGGACCUGCCCUACCAGCUCCUGAUUGGACGAGCUCAGAGCCUCUUCAACCAAUACCCUCCCUCCUUACUGGCCCAGCGUGCUGCGCUGCAGUCUCGCAACAGCAUCACCAUCGGAUCCUACCAGGCGUUCCAGAGGAGCCGGCAGCUCCAGAGACCAGACCGGGUGCUGCGGGGGAGGGGGGGCGGGGGGCUGCAGGGGGCCAGAGGGCCAGAGGCGGGGGGCAGCCAGCUGGUGGUGAGGAUGGCAGUGUGGGGCAUCUCUGCCACCCUGGGGGCAGCAGCCUUGGCCGUGGCCCACACCGCCCUGAACUGGUCACCUGACUUCCUCAUGCAGCUGUUCUGAUGAAGCCUCCUUUCCUCCUCCUCAUUUCUCUUCCUUGCCUCCUCUCCCCCUCUCUUCCUGGGAGGUAAAGACUUCCUCAUCAUGCUGCUGUGAUGAAGAUGGACCUGGAGCCAGGUCCAUCUCCCCCCCCCGUGGUUUUGGGCAUGAUGAUGUCCUACUGGCCAUUGGCAUGGUGAGGACCUACUGGCUGUGGUCAGGCGAAGGACCAGGUGCCAGGUUCUGAUUGGACAGCCCUCGCUGCUGUGAUCCCACUGCCCAAUCAGACAGCCUUCAUAAGGCCUGCAGCUGUAGUCACUGUUCACUGACAGUUAUGGUAGGUCAGGAAGGUCAUCCAUUUACAAAAGAACCAACAGAAGGUUCUGGAACGUUGGGACGAUGUUUUAGACCAACACGUGUUCUCUACACAACCAUAUUGGUGUGGAGGGGAUUCUUCUUUUUUUGUGGUGAAAAACAUGUCAGGUCAAUAGGGGUGAAGGAGUACCGAUUGUUAUGUUGUUUACCCGGACAACUUUCAUUAUGCAGCUUUUAUGUAGAGAAAGAUGUAGAUACACAGAGUGCCACAGGGCAUCAUAGCCAGCCAGGCAAGUCGAGCAUAAAAGAACAAUCUAUAUUUCCGUCUCGAACGUCAUAUCCUAGGGUGUGGGGAAGGCUAAUGUGAAGCUGUCUGGGCACUGUGCUCAGUAAAACAAGACACGCAGCUUGCUCGCUCACGUCUCCUCUCACAGCAUCACAGCUUCAGGAUCACAAGAAGUCGGGAACACGCCGUCAAAAGAACACGUCGAGGCCCUUUGUACUGCAGAGUCCUGUGUCUUGUACCCUGCUCUAGGGACGGGAAGAUUCACCGAUUCGCAUCGGUGCACAGGCACUGAAGUUCGCAAUGCGAUUGGCCCAAAUGUAAAAAGUGUGCACCAAAUACAAUUUGGCCGCAGCUGUAGGUGCAUCAUUUCCAAUCGUAUUUAUUUAUAUUCAAUUAGUAGUGGAGGCCUUGUGCCAUUUAUUUAGAAAGGUGAUCAGGAC